Thelazia callipaeda (thelaziosis nematode) is the source of this 713-nucleotide messenger RNA. The record is from the annotation of a GenBank genome assembly. Lineage: Eukaryota; Metazoa; Nematoda; Chromadorea; Rhabditida; Thelaziidae.
AGAUAGCGGGGAAAGCACAGACGAAUUAUACUUAUUGUCACUUGUUUUCAACAAAAGCCUUUGCGUCAUAUAGCGUUCUGUUUGCAUAUAGUUUAAUGAUUACAAGUAUCAUUUCGUACGGACUCGUCUUCAAUAUGGAAAAACUUUCUGGCUCCAUAUUUUUGAAUACGAUCAUUGUUGGCUCAUUACGUUAUGCGAUCAAUUUAGUCUGCGCUGUUAUUGAUAUUAAAUUUUUGUGGGCCGGCCGACGCCUUCUCCAUGGAUUCUCAAUGUUUUUCAUUGCUUUCAGUCUUGGCUUCGUCUUCAUUAUCACUGUCUUCGGUUUUAAUUGGCAGGCACUUGUUCGUAUUACGGCGUUGUCAGCGGCAGCAAUGUGUAGCCAAAUUUACAUUUUGAACGCUGUUACACCAUCGGAACUCUUCCCAACGGCUAUACGUAAUAAGGAAAUUGGUUUUGUCCAGACAUUCAAUCGUAUUGGCAACAUCAUCGCACCGCAAAUUUUCGUUAUUGGUGAAUUAUGGGCUCCACUUCCAUAUCUUACCAUGUGUCUCUUUGCCCUUAUCGAAGUAACUGGAUUUUUGUGGAUCGUCCCGGAAACCAAAGGAAAGCCAAUGCCUGAUCGCAUGCCUGGUGAAAUCGCUGAUGAAAAAAUCAUGGUCAAAGUGGACAAAAAUAACGAUGAAAAUUUGCCACUUAGAGAAGGCAAAGAGUGA